Messenger RNA from Jaculus jaculus (lesser Egyptian jerboa), 2546 nucleotides. RefSeq names its product vesicle associated membrane protein 7 (gene Vamp7). The record is from RefSeq and is a predicted model, not a curated record. Gene Ontology annotation, cellular component: SNARE complex; membrane. The transcript is spliced from 8 exons. Gene Ontology annotation, biological process: vesicle fusion; exocytosis. Bases 147 to 809 code for a protein of 220 amino acids. NCBI's taxonomy places the organism in Eukaryota, Metazoa, Chordata, Mammalia, Rodentia, Dipodidae. Gene Ontology annotation, molecular function: SNARE binding; SNAP receptor activity.
CCAGGAGGCCAUGCGUAGGCGGGGCGCUUUACACGGAAGUCUGCAGCGUCUUCUCUGGGUGCGGGUUGUGGGCGACCCUGGGCAGACCAGCGCCCCUUGGUCACAAGCCCGUGUACCCUCAGAGGGUGCUCGGACAGAUCGAAGCCAUGGCAAUUCUGUUUGCUGUUGUUGCCAGGGGAACCACUAUUCUUGCCAAACAUGCUUGGUGUGGAGGAAACUUCCUGGAGGUGACAGAGCAGAUUCUGGCUAAGAUACCUUCCGAAAAUAAUAAACUAACAUAUUCACAUGGCAAUUACUUGUUCCAUUACAUCUGCCAAGACAGGAUUGUGUAUCUUUGUAUCACUGAUGAUGAUUUUGAACGUUCCAGAGCCUUCAGUUUUCUAAAUGAAGUAAAGAAAAGGUUCCAGACUACUUAUGGUUCAAGAGCACAGACAGCACUUCCAUAUGCCAUGAACAGCGAGUUCUCAAGUGUCUUGGCUGCACAGCUGAAGCAUCACUCCGAGAAUAAGGGCCUAGACAGAGUGAUGGAGACUCAAGCACAAGUGGAUGAACUAAAAGGAAUCAUGGUCAGAAACAUAGAUUUGGUUGCUCAACGAGGAGAAAGAUUAGAAUUAUUGAUAGAUAAAACAGAAAACCUCGUGGAUUCUUCUGUCACCUUCAAAACUACCAGCCGAAAUCUUGCUCGAGCCAUGUGUAUGAAAAAUAUCAAGCUCACUGUCAUCAUUAUCAUCGUAGCAAUUGUGUUCAUCUAUAUUAUUGUGUCACUUCUCUGUGGUGGAUUUACAUGGACAAACUGUGGGAAGAAGUAAGAAAAAGCUACCAUUAACCAAAAAUAUGAGAGGAAAAUGAGUUCAAAGCAAUCCAUGCAACUCGGGCUUUUCGCUACUCACAGAAAGUAUCUGCCAGUUUCUUCGGCCUUCUUUUUACUUUUUGAAAUAGUGUUCUAUGCCUCCAGAUUUAUCUGUCCUUUUAAACAGUUUAUUCUAGUAAACUUCAGGUUGAGCUAUUCAUUACAGUAAUGGCUUUAAAAAGGUAAUUGUGUGUUUCUUUGGUUUGUUAAGCACAGUCAUCAACUUUGAAAGACGUAUUUAGUUUUAACUGCUCAAAGUUUUUGCCAAGAUAGAAACCACCAGUCUUAAGACCUGUCUACUAAAACUGUACAGCAACUUUGUAUGUUCACACAAAAGUAUUCAGGAAACAGACUGUACAACUAAGAUCUCAUCUUAGUGACUUUUGUUAUGAAAGAGUUUUAGGUGCUUCAAAACAAUAUAAAUAGAGAAUAGUUAUUUUGGAAUUGCAAUUAAAUUGUUGGUGCUGCUUAUAUCCAGGAGCCCAAACAGGUAAAGUGUUAAGCAUUUUUGUUUAUCAAAUGCAGAGUAUUUUGCUAGCUCAUUGGAAGCACACAGAAUUAUCCUCGUCCCUACCAUUUAUUUUUAGGAAUAAAAGUUCAGUGUUCACUCAGAGUGGAUAGAUAAUUUAAUAUCUUCCAUUUCCCCAGUGUAAAGUUGAUGUGAGAAGAUGAUUUAUUGUUGAGGGUUGUGGGUUUUCAAUAUUCCUUUUUCUUCUGUGGAUAUUUGGGACAAAUACAUUGGUAAUAGAAUGGGUAAUGGAGGGGUUGAGAGACAAAUACCUGUGACUCACCAAAGAAAAGAAAGGAGGCACAGUGAAUGUGAGUAUUUUAGCUGUACAAAUGGUGGUCAUAUGGGAAGUAUUUUUUUUUUUCAUUGUAGGAAAAGCCCAAAUGGAAUACAGUCAGAAGCCAAUUCCAAAGUUUGGAUUUGACUCCUGUUGAAUAAUAGUUUUUUGAACGUCUUAAAAAUUCUUUAAUUUCUGCCUAAUUUUGAAAAUUCUUUGUGAAACCUAAAAGAGAAUAGACAAUAUGAUAUAUAGAAAUAAUAUAACAUCCAUUUUACUGCACUGUAAGGAAAUUGGACUGUUAUGCUGCUUCAGCUGCUCUGACAUCUAGUAGUUGGUGUGUAUCUGAAAGGGAGACAUUUAUUGACCUAGAUCUAUUUGCACUUAUGUGUCAGUAAGUACCAUUAAUUGGAAGUGAUAGUAGUCUUCUCAGUGAAGAAAAAAAAUAGUCUUUUGAACCCCUGCCUGUUUAGCCUAGUCAUGUGACUUGAAUAUAUGUGUCCAAUAUUCAGGCUCAUGUACUUGUUCUUCCAUCUGAAACAUUCAAUCUCUGCUACCUGUUUCAUUUAUUUUGCAUGUACCUUAAGCUCAUAAGAACUCUUCCCUAGUUGAUCAUACAUAGCACAAUUUUUUGUCCUUUUUGUCAGCACUGCUGUUUAAUUGUAUCAUUUCUCAUCGAAAAAUAAUUUGUUUUAGAAAAAUAUUUGACAUUCCCAGAUAAUUUCCAAAUGGUUUAGCCAAAGGAAAAGGCUAAAAACUUAUCUCCCUUUCUUAUACACACCUGAAUAAAAUUGAUGUGCAUGUUUUAGUGAUUGAUUAUUGCUGUAUUUAUGUAUAAGAAUACUUUUUAAGGCAUAUGUCUCAUUGUAAAUCAUGCAAAAACUGAAGACAUUAAUAAAAUUUAAGAGUAA